AUGGAGGCCGAACACAAAAUCAUCUCCAAUAAUCCGGUAGCAGACGGCGUGCCGUCCCCCACCAAGGAGGUCACCAUGGCCGACGCUCGCUUAGUGGACGCGGAAGAGCCCGAGGACCACACCUACGACUACGAUCUCAUCGUGAUCGGCGGCGGCUCUGGUGGUCUCGCCGCGGCCAAGGAGGCCGGCAGGCUGGGCAAGAAGGUCGCCCUCCUGGACUUUGUCGUGCCCACGCCCACCGGCACCACCUGGGGCCUUGGCGGCACCUGCGUCAACGUGGGGUGCAUUCCGAAGAAGCUCAUGCACCAGGCUGCGCUCCUGGGCGAGUCGCUCAAGGACGCCCAGCAUUACGGCUGGGCCGUGCCGGACAACGUGAACCAUGACUGGGAGAAGAUGGUGAACGCCGUGCAGGACCACAUUGGGUCGCUCAACUGGGGCUACCGUGUGGCGCUCCGCGAGAAGAACGUCAACUAUCUCAACGCCUACGGCGUGUUCGUCGAUUCGCAUACCCUCGAGUGCACCGACCGUGCCAAGAAAGUGACUCGCGUGACGGCGCGCCGCUUCCUGGUGGCGACCGGCGGCAGGCCCAAGUACCCGGACAUCCCGGGCGACCGCGAGUUCGGCAUCACCUCCGACGACUUCUUCUCGCUCCCGACCCCGCCCGGCAAGACGCUCGUCGUGGGCGCGUCGUACGUGGCACUGGAGUGCGCCGGUUUCGUGCGCGGGCUGGGCUACGACACCACCGUCAUGGUGCGAUCGAUCCUGCUGCGCGGAUUCGACCAACAGCUCGCCAACAUGAUCGGCCAAUACAUGGAGUGCCACGGCAUCAAGUUCGUGCGGUCCGCCGUUCCGACCAAGGUCGAGAAGCUCGAGAGCGGAAAGCUGCGGGUCACCUUCCAGCAGGACGGCGUCGAGGGAGUGGAGGAGUACGACACGGUGAUGUGGGCGAUUGGCCGCGAGGCCGAGACCAAGAAGAUCGGGCUCGACAAGGCCGGCGUGCAGGUCGACCGCAUCGGCAAGAUCCACACCGUCAUGGAGCGCACCAACGUUCCCCACAUCUACGCCAUCGGCGACAUCAUCGUCGACGAGCCGAGCCAGCGCAGUCUGGAGCUCACGCCCGUCGCCAUCAAGGCCGGCAUCUUGCUCGUGCGACGACUCUACGCCGGGUCCACCCAGCCCAUGGACUACAUCAACGUGCCCACGACGGUGUUCACGCCCAUCGAGUACGGUGCCAUCGGCUACAGCGAGGAGGACGCCAUCGCCCAGUUCGGCGAGGACAACCUCGAGAUCUACCACUCGUACUUCAAGCCGCUCGAGUGGACCAUCGCCGAGCGGGACGAUAACGUGUGCUACGCCAAGCUCAUCUGCGACAAGCGCGACUCGGAGCGCGUGGUGGGCUUCCACGUCCUCGGCCCCAACGCCGGCGAGAUCACCCAGGGCUUCGGCACUGCCAUGAAGGCGGGUGCUACGAAGAGCACGUUCGACGCCACGGUGGGCAUCCACCCGACUACAGCGGAGGAGUUCACGACGCUCGAAGUUACCAAACGUUCUGGGGUGGAGGCCCAGAAGAAGGGCUGCUGA
Acanthamoeba castellanii str. Neff is the source of this 1581-nucleotide messenger RNA. Its product is annotated as thioredoxin reductase 1, cytoplasmic, putative. Lineage: Eukaryota; Discosea; Longamoebia; Acanthamoebidae. Gene Ontology annotation, molecular function: glutathione-disulfide reductase (NADPH) activity; thioredoxin-disulfide reductase (NADPH) activity; flavin adenine dinucleotide binding. Bases 1 to 1581 code for a protein of 526 amino acids. Gene Ontology annotation, biological process: glutathione metabolic process; cell redox homeostasis; cellular response to oxidative stress. The transcript is spliced from 10 exons. Gene Ontology annotation, cellular component: mitochondrion; cytosol. The record is from RefSeq and is a predicted model, not a curated record.